ACUUAAAGCUCCAACAUGAUCUUGCUCCUCUUCUUGUUUGGUCUGGCUCUGGGUGCUCCUUCUGAGUCUCCUUUGGAUGACAAUAAAGUGAAGCUACAACUUGAUGACCACAAAGCUAAACUACUGCAUGGAAGCUGUCCCAUGUUCUGGUACAGCUUCAAUGGCCGCUGCUAUAAAUAUGUGGCCACACACAUGAGCUGGGCUGAUGCAGAGCUCUACUGUGUGUCACAGCGAGCCAACCUGGUGUCUAUCCACAGCGAGGAGGAAGAGAAGUUUGUUAAAUCAUUAAUUAAGAACUUUGACCAUGCUGAGCGAUUGACCUGGAUUGGACUGAGUGACCUCCAUAAGGAAGGCAGAUGGAUGUGGUCUGAUGGUUGUGCAGUGAAUUUUGUCUACUGGCAUGCAGGACAACCAGACAACACUGGAACAUUUGAACACUGUGUUCACACUAACUGGCUUGAAGCAAAGAAGUGGAAUGAUCACCAAUGUUCUGUCAAUUUAGCUUCUGUUUGUGCAACGCAGAUAACCUGCCCUUAGAUACUUAAGUGUACAUUAAACCUGCAC
Molecule: messenger RNA, 564 nt
Organism: Oreochromis niloticus (Nile tilapia)
Lineage: Eukaryota; Metazoa; Chordata; Actinopteri; Cichliformes; Cichlidae
Product: lactose-binding lectin l-2-like
Exons: 2
Coding region: 16-537 (173 amino acids)
Source: RefSeq, a predicted model, not a curated record